AUGUAAGACAAUCUCGAUUUUUCUUGUUUUUUAACCACAUUAAAAGAGUUAUCCCUUAUAAAAUCUGCCUAACUUUAGUUAACCCUAGAAGAUUAAUUUACCGAAUAGCUUAUUAUAUUUGCUAAGUAAGAUUAGAUGAUCAGCUUAAAAAUAUGCAACUCAUUUGAAGAUAAAUGGGUGAAUGUUGAGUAACUUGUAUAAUUAUUUAUAAAAUGGAUUUAAAGUAAUAAGCUAGACUCCUAUAAAAAAGAAUCUCUAAAAGUUGAAAUUUUGCACACAAAUAAACUUAAAAACUACGCAAUUUAAAAAGUAAUAAUAAAUUCUUUAACUUAUCUAUUUUUAGAUAAAAUUGAUAGCUAUGAUCCUUAUAAAACAAACAUCGAUAUUUGGUACCACUAUAAGAUGACAAUUAUUUAACUGUGCAUGUUAAAUAAGAUAGUAAAAAAGUACAUACCACUUUUACCAUAGCUAGUUAUAUAUGAUUUAUAUGAAGACUACUGA
Tetrahymena thermophila SB210 is the source of this 501-nucleotide messenger RNA. RefSeq lists its product as hypothetical. The transcript has a single exon. NCBI's taxonomy places the organism in Eukaryota, Ciliophora, Oligohymenophorea, Hymenostomatida, Tetrahymenidae. The record is from RefSeq and is a predicted model, not a curated record.